Messenger RNA from Aspergillus steynii IBT 23096, 1405 nucleotides. Its product is annotated as KRR1 small subunit processome component. Gene Ontology annotation, molecular function: RNA binding. The transcript has 3 exons. Bases 28 to 1110 code for a protein of 360 amino acids. Gene Ontology annotation, cellular component: nucleolus; small-subunit processome. The record is from RefSeq and is a predicted model, not a curated record. NCBI's taxonomy places the organism in Eukaryota, Fungi, Ascomycota, Eurotiomycetes, Eurotiales, Aspergillaceae.
CGCAUCUCCACCAGACCAUCAAUCACCAUGCCGUCCACAUACAAGAGGGAGAAGCCGUGGGAUACGGAUGAUAUCGACAAAUGGGCUAUCGAGCCGUUCAAGCCUGAUGAUAACGUCGCCGGCAACUUCGCUGAGGAGUCUUCUUUCGCGACUCUCUUUCCCAAGUAUCGAGAAGUGUAUCUGAAGGAGGCAUGGCCUGUCAUCACGAGAGCUUUGGAAAAACAUGGAAUCGCUUGCACGCUGGAUUUGGUGGAGGGUAGUAUGACCGUUAAGACGACGAGGAAAACUUUUGAUCCGGCUUCCAUCCUGAAAGCCCGCGAUCUGAUCAAGUUGCUGUCCCGAAGUGUGCCCGUGCAGCAGGCCCUCAAAAUCCUCGAAGAUGACAUGGCAUGCGAUGUCAUCAAGAUCCGAAAUCAAGUGCGCAGCAAGGAGCGAUUCGUCAAGCGCCGUCAGCGUAUCCUCGGCCCCCAAGGUUCUACUCUGAAGGCUCUGGAGCUUCUGACCAGCACCUACAUUCUGGUGCAGGGAAACACCGUCGCGGCAAUGGGUCCCUUCAAGGGAUUGAAGGAGGUUCGCAAGGUUGUGAAUGACUGCAUGGCCAACGUCCAUCCGAUCUACCACAUCAAGGAGCUUAUGAUUAAGCGCGAGUUGGCCAAGGACCCUACGCUGGCCAACGAAUCCUGGGACCGAUUCUUGCCCAACUUCAAGAAGCGCACCCUCUCCAAGCGUCACAUGCCGUUCAAGGUCACCGACAAGACCAAGAAGGUGUACACUCCAUUCCCUCCGGCGCCCGAGAAGAGCAAGGUGGACCUGCAGAUCGAGUCGGGCGAGUACUUCCUGUCCAAGGAGGCCAAGGACCGCAAGCAGAAGGAGGAAGUCAUGGAGAAGCAGCGCGAGAAGCGCGAGGCGAAGAUGAAGGAGCGGGAGAAGGCGUUCGUGCCACCCGAGGAGCUCGAGGCCGCCGAGAAGAAAAAGGAGAAGAAAGAGAAGAAAAAGCGCAAGCGCGAGUCAGAGGCCGAGGCCGAGGCCGCAGAGGGAUCCGAGAAGAAAGAGAAGAAGAAGAAGAAGAAGAGCAAGUCGAAAGACACCGCCUCGGAUGGAGAAGCCUAAUCUCACCAUAUGAUCCUGUUCCCUAUUUCUUCUUUCGCUGUUAUUUUUCUCCCGGAUUUUUCUUUUCGUCUCGACUUCCGUUCUUGUUUGAUAUCUUUCGAUCUUUCAGAGAUAAGGCGCUUAGGCAUAGCAUGGGCUGGAGUUUUCUAGUGGCCCUUUCUAAACUUUUUGACGAUGUGGAAAGGGCAACCCAAAAAUUUGCGUUGAAAUAAACCUCAACCCAAUCAAUGAAUGUAUACUUAUAUCACCAAAGGCCAAAGAAAAAAAGAAGAAAAAAGAAAAAAAAAAAAUCUAC